Molecule: messenger RNA, 1521 nt
Organism: Schistosoma spindalis
Lineage: Eukaryota; Metazoa; Platyhelminthes; Trematoda; Strigeidida; Schistosomatidae
Source: the annotation of a GenBank genome assembly
AUGGGAUUUUAUAUACAUCACUUCAAUCGUUCAUCUUGGUGUUCCCACCUAUGUUUAUUUUAUGGUAAACGAAUUUCCUUACCUAUAACCAACCAACAACCACAAUCCUUUUUAAGUUCACAUGUUACUAGCAAACCAAAGAAAUCUUUCAAAUUGGUGACCUUGAUCUCUGAACCAUAUGCUACACAUGACGCAUGGCAUCCAACUAUACCCCCUCCACCGGAAUCAGGUCCUCCAGGUUGUUGCACAUGGUCAAGUGUAUUUUCCGAUCCUAUUUCAAAACCAAUCAUUAUUGAUGUACGAAGUCCUGAUGAAUUUAAUGAAGAUCACAUUCAUGGAGCAAUAAAUCUUCCUGUUUUAAAUAAUGAAGAAAGAGCAAUCGUUGGCCGUUUAUACAAUCAAGAUGAUCGUGUUCGAGCUCGCCUUUAUGGUGCAUCUUUGGUCUGUGCCAAUAUUAGUCGUUGUUUGAAAGAACUUUCUUUUCAAUAUGGUUUACAACUAGACAAUUCGGUUCCUGUAAAUCAUCACUCUAAUGGAAAUAGAAAAGUUGUGAAAUAUCCUGAUUUUUUUAUUUAUUGUUGGCGUGGUGGUCAAAGAUCUAAUUCUUUAGCAACUAUAUUAUCUGAAGUAGGCUGGCCGGGUAAUUUAUAUACGCUUGUUGGUGGAUAUCGUUCUUGGCGUAGACUCCUACUUCGUCAGUUAGAUGCGUGGCCUCGUUGGUCUAUACUGAGUCCGUUUUGGGUCAUAUCUGGUCUUACUGGUUCCGGGAAAUCUUUAAUACUUCAAGAGUUACACGAUUAUGGUGAAACCGUUUUCGAUUUAGAAGCUUUAGCUAAACAUAAAGGUUCAAUGUUUGGUGGUGGUAGUGUAUUAUCAGAUAGUAACACUAGCGAUCACCAAAGCACUACCAUUAAAGGGAGUCUACAAAAGUUUUUUGAAUCUCAACUCCAUCAUGUAAUGAUGACAAAUAAGCAUCGACUAUCAUCCUGCAAAAAUAUUUUAUGGAUUGAAUGUGAAUCACGGCAUAUUGGACCAGUUUGUGGGUUACCUGAUGGUUUAUGGUCACGAUUAAGAUCUACAGAUCCAAACGUUGGGACCCAUCGAUUAUGGAUUGAUAUUACAGAAGAAGCAAGAGUUGCUUGGAUUUUAGAAAAUUAUUCUGCCGCUACUCGGAAUGUUCCACAAGUUUUAGCUAUUCUCAAAAAUUUAAAUGAAUAUAUACCAGAUAAAUUGAUUAAUCAGUGGACUGAAAUGGUUCAUCGUGAAGAUUUCACCAGUUUUGUAACAGGUUUACUUCGACAUCAUUAUGAUCCAUUGUAUAUAAAAAAUCGUCGUCAAAUAAUAGAAGAUGCUAAAAAGAAUGGUUUAUUCCAUCGUAUCUCUCUAAAUAGUGUUGAUAAGACAACUAUACAAACAAAAAUUAUACCACAAAUAUUGGAUUUAGCAUAUACUACAAGUUCAUCUGAUAUACAACAAAAUCGGUUACUUAAUUUAUUACCUAAAUGUCAUGUAGCUAUUUGA